Lepisosteus oculatus (spotted gar) is the source of this 2757-nucleotide messenger RNA. RefSeq names its product wingless-type MMTV integration site family, member 7Bb (gene wnt7bb). Gene Ontology annotation, biological process: canonical Wnt signaling pathway; multicellular organism development; positive regulation of JNK cascade. Lineage: Eukaryota; Metazoa; Chordata; Actinopteri; Semionotiformes; Lepisosteidae. The record is from RefSeq and is a predicted model, not a curated record. Gene Ontology annotation, cellular component: extracellular region. Gene Ontology annotation, molecular function: cytokine activity; frizzled binding.
UUUUUUUGUUACCUGGAGAAUACCUGGAGCUACAGUAUGAAAAGAACUUAAAAUGUCGUCAAAACAGCAGGAUCGUGGAGUAUGUGCAGGAUGGCAUUGUAAGACGAUUUUUCCGUGUCCAAAAGGUUGAUUUUGAAGAGUAGGUGUUUGGAGUUGUGGGGGGCGAUAUACCUGCAGGGAUGUUUGAACAAGUAAAAACUGAUUUCCUUGCAGUCUGAAAGCGAACUUAAAACAUAAUGCGAGCGGUCAUUCCUCGGGCGUAUUUUUGUUUUUGCUGCUCCUUGUACUGUAUAUUGUACUCCAGAAGCUUUCUGGAUUCCACCUUGGUGUUGCACCUGAGAAUUUAGCGGAUAUCCAACAAAUCAUGGAACUAAAAAAGAACCAAAGAUUGUACGUGGCGUUGUUGGGCAACACGGCAACGUUUUCUGCGCUUGGAAUGGUUGAAAAACACAGCUAGUAUGCAUGGGGAUUUUUGAACCAUUUGUUUUGUGAAUGGCACUUGCUGGAAGCCGAUAGAUCAUGCACAGACCCUUUCGCCAGUGGAUUUUUUGCGUGUUUUUGUGUUUUGGAAUCAUCUAUCUGAAACUGGGAGCCCUGUCUUCUGUGGUGGCUUUGGGCGCAAACAUCAUCUGUAAUAAAAUACCGGGGCUGGCACCUCGACAGAGGGCUAUAUGCCAGAGUCGCCCCGAUGCCAUCAUCGUCAUUGGCGAAGGAGCGCAACUUGGUAUCAAUGAAUGCCAGUAUCAGUUCCGCUACGGACGAUGGAACUGCUCUGCGCUGGGCGAGAAAACUGUAUUCGGGCAGGAGCUGCGAGUAGGUAGCCGGGAGGCCGCAUUCACGUACGCGAUCACAGCAGCAGGAGUAGCCCAUGCUGUGACCGCGGCCUGCAGUCAGGGCAACCUCAGCAACUGCGGCUGCGACCGGGAGAAGCAAGGCUACUACAACCAGGAAGAGGGCUGGAAAUGGGGCGGUUGCUCAGCAGACAUCAAAUAUGGCAUUGAGUUCUCCCGAAGGUUCGUAGAUGCCCGCGAGAUCAAAAAAAACGCAAGGAGGCUGAUGAACCUACAUAACAAUGAGGCAGGAAGAAAGAUCCUGGAGGAGAGGAUGAAGCUGGAGUGCAAGUGCCACGGCGUCUCGGGAUCCUGCACCACCAAGACGUGCUGGAUGACCCUCCCCAAGUUCCGGGAGAUCGGCUACAUCCUGAAGGAGAAGUACAACGAGGCCGUGCACGUGGAGGUCGUGCGGGCCAGCCGCCUCCGCCAGCCCACCUUCCUGAAGGUGAAGAAGACACAGAGCUACCGCAAGCCCAUGGAAACGGACCUGGUGUACAUCGAGCGGUCGCCCAACUACUGCGAGGAGGACACCGCCACCGGCAGCGCGGGCACCCAGGGGAGGCUGUGCAACCGCACCUCCCUGCACACGGAUGGCUGCGACCUGAUGUGUUGCGGCCGGGGCUACAACACGCACCAGUAUACCAAAGUGUCCAAGUGCAGCUGCAAAUUCCAGUGGUGCUGCUUCGUCAAGUGUAACACGUGCAGCACGAGGACGGAGGUCUUUACUUGCAAAUGAGGGCGGGGAGAGGACUGUGGGAGUUGAUUGGCCGGUGGGAGGGGGGGGGCAAGGGGCUGAGGGGGGGGGGAGAGAACAACAAAGCGAAAACAGAAGAAAAAAAAGCACCGACUCUGGAGCGACUAAGAGAAAACGACGCUGAGUGGAACAGAACAUUUCAUCUGUUUGUGGCAACAUUUUGCACAUUCAUCUAUUUACAGAAAAAAAAGUCAAAUAAGGCUGCGGUAGUCCAGUUCAAGAAUGACGUAUUUUAUGCACUGAUGUGUCCAAACCGACUUUAAUUAAGGAUGUAGGAUACAGGUAGUGCUUGAUGGGAAGCGUACAGUGCGCUUUGGUAUUUGUAGUUCUUUACCCAGGUGGGAAAGGAAACAGGAAGUGACUCCAACUCCCAGGAAGUAAAGCAACUUGACGAUGACUCCAUAUUUUAUAGCGCAACUAACUGUAAUGAUUCCCUAAUGUUAUGCUCAAUCUUCUAGUCUAACAAAUGUCCUUAAGGUUUGUUGGGGAGAGAAAAAAUUGACUUAAAUGCACAAACUGGAACCUUUUCUGAGCUAUGUCGAAGUGAAGAACGCUGCGUUAGUUUAGUGCCUCUGGAAGCACUGAAGGCUGAAAUUUGUCUGAAUGGGAAAUAGUCUAUAAGCCUUCUGCCUUGAACUGGAGAAUGGCAAAAUGUUAGUUGUCCAGUCACACUGGAACCGUUUGUUUGAACACUGAAAAUAAAUUGUUUAUUUAUGUUAUAGUAUCUUUAAGCAAAGCACUAACGGGUAGAAAUGUCUUAUUUUGUACUAAGUGUAAAAAAAAAGAAAAAAAAAUCUUUUUAGAAACUCUUGACUGAAGGUGCAUCUUUUGGAAACCCCAACAUUUUCAUUACUACUGAUUUAAAAAAAAAAUAUUCACAAGCAGAAAGAAAUGUAAAUGACAGAAACAAAACAGCUAAAUGUAAGCUAAUGAGUUUUAAUACCAUUUUGAGGGAGCAGUUGUUAAGAAUCACACAGGCAAAAGCAAUUUUGCCUGGUGUCACUCUAUGGUUUCAAACACUGUCAGAAAUAAGAAAACGCCUAUUUUCCUGCCUUUCAUUAAAUGUUAAAUCAGCAUGUUGUUGGAUGUCUUGCGGAGUGCUGCACUGAUUGAUUUAUUUUUAUUUUUAUUCAGCUCCAGCACAAAUGAAAUAAAUCUAAAUUUAACUGA